This is a messenger RNA of Ruditapes philippinarum (Manila clam), 2791 nucleotides long. RefSeq lists its product as uncharacterized. The coding region runs from base 97 to 540 and encodes 147 amino acids. The record is from RefSeq and is a predicted model, not a curated record. Gene Ontology annotation, biological process: sleep; regulation of synaptic transmission, cholinergic; positive regulation of voltage-gated potassium channel activity. The transcript is spliced from 3 exons. Lineage: Eukaryota; Metazoa; Mollusca; Bivalvia; Venerida; Veneridae.
UUUACCUGCACACCGGUCACGUGACCAGGUUAAUUAAUCUUACAUGUAAAUGAGCUCAGGUGUGCAGCGCCACCAAGGUAAACGACAUCCGCCAAAAUGGCGAAGUUAAAAACAACAUUCAUACCUGUUUUGCUGAGUUUUCUGCUAUUAGUAAGAAAAGGCUAUGCUAUUCAGUGCUACCAGUGUGACAGUAAUGAGAACACCGACCUCUGUCCCCAGGAAACACCAUUUGACACGUCUAUCAAUGCUAUGGUAGAUUGUAAUAGUUUUGAAGCUAACACACCAGGACAGUUCUGUGUGAAGAUUUAUCAAGAAAGCCCAGGAUUCGGUGCCUGGAUCAAAGUUACACGAAGAUGUGCCUCAAGAACAGAUCAGGGUGUGGCAUGGGGGUGUAGAUGGUCCUGGGAUAAUGUGGGGGUGUUUAAGAACACUUGUUACUGUGAAAGUGAUGGUUGUAAUGGAUCAUCUGGAAUUAGAGUCAAUGUUGUUCUUGCAUCUAUUCUUGCUGCUUUUGGUGUUUUAUUGAAGCAAUUCUUGUGAUAGAUUUCUUAAUUUCUGUGUCAAACUGUUUGAAUGCUACAAGAAUAUUCCUUGCCUUUAUAUUUAGAACAAUUCAUAUAAUAUCAAUACAUUCCAUGCAAAAACAUGCAGCGAAAUGCAAAAACAUGCAGCGAAGAUGUUUCAUCAGCCUUUUAAUCAAUGUUAAGUUCUCUGCAUGGUUAUUGGCAAGUCAAGUAUUUUAUCAAGCAUGUUUUUACCAUGUUUACAUUCCAGGUAAAAUGUCAAUGUAGCUUUAUGACUUAAUUUUUUUUCAGAAUGUAGCACUCAGUUAAAUAUAUAGUGUUAAAAAGUGUAAAUAAAAAAGAUGCAAAUGUAGGGGAAUUUAAAUUACUUAUAAUACAAUAAAGUUAUUGCAAAGGUCACCAUAUUAAUAGUUAUUUGUUUAGAUUGAUUGUAAUAAUAAACACUGAAUUUUAUGUUUAUCAGCCAACUUAAUUAAGUUGAUUUCCCCCGUUAUAUAAUAUAUAUAUAUAAGUGUACACUAAUUUGAUAGAAGCAUUUAUAUGAUAUUCUGUAUGUAAAUACCUGUUGAUACAUAUGAUACAUUCAUAUGGAGAAUCAAGUAUAAAUCAGGGAGUGUAAACAUUGUGGCUUGAUAAUUAAUGUUUUUGAUUUUAAAAAUUAAUCUAGAAUUGAUCUAUGCAAGGUUUUGUUUUUGUAUGAAUGUUUUAACAAGUGUUAAAUGUAUUGUUUGGUUAUGAAUGGGAAUGAUAAUGCAUAAUUGUUGACCAAAUGAUAAUGCAUAAUUGUUGACCACAUGUCUGGAAUAAUUUCUUCCUGAAGACUUUGUUGAUAGGUUACAAUAAGUUUUUUAUUUCAUGGAAGUUGAUAAAUUCCUUUAUGAAUCAGCAUGAUAUUAUGAUAUGGUAUAUAACCUAAUAUAAAAGUAGACAAAGCCUAUGUACAGGGAAGUCAGAUAAAAAAAAAAUCAUUCAUUUAAUUUUACAUUUUUCGUUUUAAAGUUAUUCAGUAUUUCAUGCACAGCUUAUGUUUUCAAGACAGUUAUUUUUGAGCCAAAAAGUUAUUGGAAUACCCUACCUAUUAUCAUUGAGUUACAUUAAAAAUAGCAGCGUCCAACUAGAAAUGACACUGAAAAUUUCACUGAUAUACAGGUAAAGAAUAAAAAGAUCACAAACCAACACAGUUUAUCAAAACAUUGUUUCGCUUUAAGUUCUUCAGUUGAUAUGAUAAAUAACAAAGCAAAUGACCUACUGAUGGGUAUAGAAAUUUAUAUAUUUUUUAAUUGUUUUCUAUAACCGGGGAAGUCAAAAUCCAUGACUUUGACUUCCCGGUAUUAAAAAUUUAAGAAAGAAAAGAAAAACGGUAUCUAUUUCUUAAGUAUCUUGAUAUUUUGUUAACAAGAAACUUUCCGAUUAUGUGAUGAGAAAAUGCUGAGGCGAGUGUAUGUAAUGAAUGUAUGGGCAAAGAGUUGCAAGUGAAGUAAAUGGACAUAAAUGUGUUAUAUAUGUUAUAAUAUGUUUUAAUAAACAAAUUGGUUGUUCCACCAAUAUAUCAAUUACAUAUCAAAUCUGUACAUAUCUGUUACAGUAUGUAAAUAUUUUGUAUGAUGUAAAUAUAUAUAUUUUUUUUAUAAUAGUGCACAGAAUGUGUUGAACAUGAUUGUAAAUAUACAGAUAAUUAUGUAACCUUUAUAUAUAUUUCAUAUCAUUUAUACAAUUUAUGUAGAUUAAGAAUCAAUGAUUAAUUUACAAUGAAUUCCAUUUAAGACAGACCUGUGUAAAAAUUAAAUUUGAUGGCAUGACAAACCAGUAGAAAUAAUCACAUGUUUUCAACUAUCACUUGACAAUAAUUAAGAAAAUACAGAUAAACAAAAAGAUUAUUUAAAUGUUUCAAAAAGAAAAAUAUCAUUUUUUUUACAAUUUCCGAUGGAGAAAAGCCUAUAUUUUUCCUAAAAAAAUAAUAAAGUUGUAUGGAAAUAAGGACUACAAUUAAACAGAAAUUUUAAGUAAAUCAAUGUUAAUAAGAUGAAUUAUCACUUCUUAUCAGUUUUGUAGCCUUCUAUGGUUGUGAGAGCUAAGGCCUAACUUGUUCAUUCCAUAAAUUAUAUGUUAAUUAAAACUUUUCAAUAAACUUGUUCUGAAAUAUAUAUUUUUAGUAAAUUCAUGCUAUCCAAGUUGCUUAUAUUCUGCAAAGACAUUCCAUGCUUAGUCUAUAUUUCAUUCUUGUAUUAUAGCCAUUUUUAUACAUAACAAUAAACUGUAUAAAGAAA